GUUUUAUCUGGCACUAAUGGUACAGGGAAGCGAACCCCACGUUAGGUCUAAUGUUUACAAAUUCGCGUAGAAUUUAGUACACUUUUCGUCGACUACUUUUUAAAAAUCUAGUUCUAGUAUAAUUUUCAAUCGCAUUAAAAAAGUUACAACAAUGGACAGUGAUGACGAAGAAACUCUACAGUUUCACGAAAUGGGUAUAGACGAUAGAAUUUUAGAGGCUAUUUCAAAGCUAGGAUGGUCUCAACCAACUCCUAUUCAAGAGAAAGCCAUUCCGUUGGCAUUACAAGGCAAAGACAUUUUGGCAAGAGCCCGCACUGGUUCUGGCAAAACAGCAGCAUAUGCUAUUGCUGUAAUUCAGAAACUUCUUCAUAUAAAACAGACUGCAUCCUUGCAAGCUACAAGAGCAAUUAUAUUAACACCCUCAAAAGAACUGUGCAGUCAAGCUCGUAGAAAUAUACUGGAAUUGACAACUGGAUGUUCCAGAGAUAUAAAAUGUGUAGACAUCUCACCCCAGGCUCCUUUAGCUUCUCAAAGACCAUUGUUAAUGGAAAAGCCUGACAUUGUAGUUGCCACACCAAGUAGAUUGUUGGCGCAUGUUCGAGCUGGGAAUAUUAAUGUAAAAGACACAUUAGAAAUCUUGGUGGUGGAUGAGGCGGAUCUUGUUUUCUCCUUUGGAUAUGAAUCUGAUGUGAAGGAAUUGCUAGAUAACUUUCCAAAGAUUUAUCAAGCUUUUAUGAUGUCUGCUACACUUGGGAAAGAUGUAAAUGCCCUUAAAAAGUUGGUUCUUCAUAAUGCAGUAAUUUUAAAGCUGGAUGAGUCUCAGUUACCUGAAACAGAACAACUUAACCAGUAUCACAUUAAGUGUGAAGAGCAUGACAAGUUUGCAUUAGUCGCUGCCUUAAUCAAGCUCAACCUAAUAAGAGGGAAAACCUUGUUUUUUGUCAACUCAGUCAACAAAUGCUACUUGUUAAAGUUAUUUCUUGAGCAGUUUGGUAUACGAGCGUGUGUCCUUAACUCAGAACUUCCAGUCAACUCUCGAUGUCACAUAGUAAACCAGUUCAACGAAGGCCUAUACGAUUACAUAAUUGCAUCUGAUGAAUCAACAUCAGUUUCCUCUAAACAAUCAGAUAGUAAACCCAAAAGGGUGAAAAAAGAUAAAGAGUAUGGUGUCUCCAGGGGAAUUGACUUCUACAAUGUCUCCAAUGUGAUUAAUUUUGAUUUUCCCCCAAACCCAGAAUCCUACAUACACAGAGUUGGAAGGACUGCAAGAGCAGAUAAUCCCGGCACAGCUUUAUCUUUUGUGAGUAUCAAAGACAAUGAAAAGCUUCUAGAAGUGGAACUGGCACUAAAGACAGAAAAUGCCGCUAGUGACGAGCCUGUGUUUAAACCUUACAACUUUAAGAUGGAAGAAAUAGAAGGCUUUCGUUACAGAUCAAAGGAUGCUCUGCAGGCUGUAACUCGAACUGCAAUACAGGAAGCAAAGAUGAAAGACAUUAGACAGGAAAUUUUGAACUCAAAUAAACUUAGGUCCUAUUUUGAUGAUAACCCACAAGAUCUCCAAGUCCUAAGACAUGAUAAGCCCCUUCAUGCUGUGAAGACGACCAAGGAGCUGAAACAUGUGCCUGAAUAUAUAGUUCCUGAUAUUUUGAAAAGUGUAAAACCCAGAGUUAAAACUUCAAAUGAAGCUCACAGUGCUAGAUACAAAAUGGGCAGACCUGUGUCUCAAGCAGAGAAAAAAUUCAGGAAGAGGAAAGCUGAUCCCCUGAAGAGUUUUGAAUUUGCUGGCCUCGCUGACAAAAAAAAGAAAAAGAGAAAAUAAAACUUGUGAUUUUUAAAAAUCAAA
This is a messenger RNA of Physella acuta, 1843 nucleotides long. RefSeq names its product putative ATP-dependent RNA helicase DDX56. Gene Ontology annotation, molecular function: RNA helicase activity; nucleic acid binding; ATP binding. The record is from RefSeq and is a predicted model, not a curated record. Lineage: Eukaryota; Metazoa; Mollusca; Gastropoda; Physidae. Gene Ontology annotation, cellular component: cytosol.